Triticum aestivum (bread wheat) is the source of this 2827-nucleotide messenger RNA. RefSeq lists its product as uncharacterized. Lineage: Eukaryota; Viridiplantae; Streptophyta; Magnoliopsida; Poales; Poaceae. Gene Ontology annotation, molecular function: rRNA N-glycosylase activity. The record is from RefSeq and is a predicted model, not a curated record. The transcript is spliced from 6 exons. Bases 42 to 1223 code for a protein of 393 amino acids. Gene Ontology annotation, biological process: negative regulation of translation.
CUGGCUAGGAGGGACCAGAUCCAGUACGAGGAGACCAUGCCAUGGAGGAGCGCGGAGGUGGCCGUGAAUCUAGGAGGAGGUGGCGGGGACAGGGCGCCGUACAACUGCCCGACGAUGAUACGCGAUCCGAAGAGGAUGAGGUGCUAUUUGAGGAUCUCUUUGGUCAUGCGUUUGAUGGAGUGAAGGUGCUACUUGAGGAUUCUUUUGUUUCCGCAUCUGAUAGCAAGAGCCCCAAGAAUAAUCUGAAGUGUAGAUCAUUUAGUGUUUCUACUCUUUGCUCACCUUCAAGGUUUCUACCUGAGAAGUUUGGAGGCAACUCACAUGGAUUUCAUUACAUUGGUAACCUUGCUGAUGCUACAAUUAUGAAUGUUGAACUUUGUUGUGAGAAGCAAUUCAAUAAGUUGGACCUAGGGCCUCCCAAUUUUGACAGCAUCUGUGGAAUUAUACUGGCACAAAAGGUGAAGUGCUGGCAGAUCAGGUGUCUAACUAAAGCCCCGCAAGCUGCUGGUGCAAUUCACACUGAUUUUGAAAGAGGCUUCAUGUGUACUGAGGAUAUGGUGUUGGAUCUUUCGGAUAUUAGCAAGGGGAGCAUCAAAUGCAUUCACUUUACCGUUCUGAAGUUACAAAGGAAGGCAAUGAAUCAAAUUGAAGAUUUGAAGGCAAGGAACAUAGCCAUUCUGUGUUUGGAUGAUGGUUUUGAAGAAGUCUUAUUAAGCUUCAAAAGUGUAAUAGCGCAAAUGCGCCAGAAUUCUUAUGAUUAUGGCAAGCGAGUUGAUCUCUCCAAGCGUUAUGGACCUGGCUGCAAGGUGUACACAGCAGGAGGAGCUGGGGCAUUCCAUGUGAUAAUUCAGCAUUGCAAAGCGUCAUUGCGCAUGUCUUUUUCAGCAAGAGACAUGUAUUCCAGAGCUUGGAGAAAUGAGUUGGGAACAUUUGUCAUGGCACCAGAUGUCACAGGGUGGUUAUACAUAACAAAUGAAGACCAUCAAACUCUUUCGUUCACAAGCAGUUAUACCUAUGGCGGUCUUGGUGGAGACGACGUCAAGGACACGUGGAUUGGCGUUGAUGCACUCCGUCACGCAUUUCAUGUGAUACGCAAGUCAGAUGGAAGGCACACAGACCUUCUUAGACAAGCUAUCAAGAUUGUCAGCAUUCACUUGUCAGAAUCAGCCCGCCUCCAGUCAGUUUUUGAAGUAGUUUGCAAGUCCAUGACUGAUGAUACGUGAACCACUUUGGAUGUUGAACCUGAGGCUGCAGCCGGUGCUGCUGAAGCCACCGGCUGCAGCCGGUGUUGCUGCAGCCGGUGCUGCUGCAGCUGGUGCGGCUCGGCCAAUAAGAACUCAUACCCCCUCGUUUUGGGUAGAGAAUUAUGGUUACUACUCCAAACAGGCGAUGAAAGCGGUUGACAAGUAUAUUUCAGAAAACGAGGAGUACACAAUUGAAAAUGUUAUGGAUGGUCAGGUAAAGUCAGCAGAGGAGAUCUUCAGGGAGAUCCGGAUACUAUCCCGGGAUGUGUAUCGCGACGGUGUUUUUGCUGAUAAAGUUGGUGAUCCACCGCUAGCGCCACCAACGGAAUCUCCUCCGGAUGCCACGGGAUAUGAUGUAGAAUUUCCCUAUCCACAGUUAAGUGAGUGGGAAACCGGCAUGUCUCAGUAGGCUGAAAAUUAUUUCAGUACAGCUCAACCAGCAUGGUUGGAAGGCAUCCUCGACCAAUCAUUACUCUGCUUCCUUGGCCUACAGUUUGUAGUUUCUUGGCUCCAUUGACCAGUCUUCCCUGGAAAAAAUCUGGCACAUCAAGGCUGAAGAAAAAGUGAGAUUUUUCAUUUGGCUGCUGGCACAAAAUAGGCUUCCCACUGCUGACAGAUUACAAGCAAGAGGCUGCGACCACGAAGACACAUGUUCUCUAUGAUCAGACACUUGAAACCGCGGCUCACCUGUUCUGCCACUGUCCGUUUACUGCCGAAGUGCAAUUCAAGCUGCACUGUAGACUGCACCCCAACCAAGAUGCUGCUACCAGCUACAACAACAUUCAGGUCCCAACUGUUCAAGACUGGUGGGCUCGCCACACCUCUGCCCACAAGCAAGACGCCCAGCAAGCCAUGUACCUCGCCUGGAACAUUUGGAAUGUAUCUUCAACCAUGUUGCUUGAACCACUGACGAUGUUGCCUCCUUGAUUAUCUCUGACCUCAACCAUUUAAGGGUAGCCUUACUUAGACCGCCACCUGAACUAGACUGAUGGCCAGGGCUAAUUUUUUGUACUGUGCCUAAUGGCAACUCCCUUGUACAUUCUCUAUCUGUAAUGCAAAGGCAGAGCACCUGCCAUUCGUCCUCAAAAAAAAGUAUAGCACCACCAGAGACGUGCUGAUCCCAAGACUUCAAAAUCUUGUUGAUUAGUGGUACCUAACAUACUGUAGCACUUUCCCAGUUUUUGCACUCGUACCAUCUCCGAUAUGACGCAAUGCCUGGAUCCCAUGUGGUGGAGUCACCACAUGCAUGUGUAAUGCCAUUUGCCGAGAAUACAGGAUGUACUUCAGAUUGUUCAGUUCCAGUGCGGCUGUCAAAGUACAUAUGGUUUGUUCUAAUAGUUCUAACAGUUUCAGUGGGUGUGAUGAAAACCUUGCACUGCUAGGGCUCUGAAUAUUCUGCGGUUUCUUUGGCCAAACUUCAUUGGCAGUGUAAGCACUGGCUUUAGGACAAUAUGAAUCAAUAUGCUGCUGCUUCGGAAUCACUGAUUAUGAAGUAAUCUUCCUUUUUAUUCAUUUUUUAUCUGUAAAUGGAAUUGUUAAUGAAUAUGCUACAUUCGCUGACUCUAUUCCAUUCCUUGACUUUA